UUUCAAGUCUCUAGUGUACAAAACUCCAUACAGAAAAUUGGUUUAGUUUCGGAAUUCCAAUAUCGCUGGGAAAUUGUUUUCGAGAAAACAUUUUUUUUGUGUUGUUUUGAUAGUAAAGGAAAAUUGUUUUUUUCACGAAAAUUUACCUGUUUGAAUAAAUCACAAAGUUCAUUUUCAAAUAGAUUUUAGAUUGUUUCGGCUCAGAUUAUUAUCGAGAAUCGGUAGCACACUGAAAACUUUGCCACAGAAAAAUUAGAAAAGUUCGGAAGAAAAGCAUUUUGUUAAUGAAUGAUGUUUGUCGCACAGUAAAAAAAACGUAACUGAAAACUUCUUGAAGAAGACAAAUUAUCGAUUUCUCGCUGUUAUAUUGAAAAUGAAAUGGUGUGCUUCGACAAAUGGGGCUAUUUUGAGUUUGCAUAAAAUUUUAUGUUAUUGGCUGUUGUACAGAGGAUCCUUAUCCAUAUACGUUUGAAUGUGAAGGAUACGCUUAUUAUACACAAAAAAAAAUUGUUCAAAAAAGAUAGCCAAUUUACUGAACGUUUAGAAGUAAGACGCAUUCAAUAUUCAUCUAACGCUGCAGUCACACUCAGAUUAAAGUUAAAACUUUUCAAUCGACUUUUAAGUGAACAUGAGUAUGGAAUCGGUUGGUCAUGUUGUUGUGCCAUUACGAAUAGGUGGUAAAAAAAUGAGGAAACGCAGGGAACUGGAUGCGCUGGUCGCUCAUUCAUUAGCGAAACGGGCGUGUAGCUCCACAUCAAAGCGACAAGCGAGCAAUGGCAUAAAUUCUCAGGAUCAACUGCUAUCUCAAUCAACCAGCGAUCAAGAAGAUUCCACAUGGUCAAAGGUGCCAGUAUCCACGCGAUGUAGAAAUAAGCGUUAUUCCUGCUUUCGUACCUGCGGUCCCCUAGUCUUCAUACUGAUAAUUGUUGUGCUAUUCGGAUUCAUGUACUGGUUAUACUUUGACCUUCGACAACAACUAAGUGAACAUCGCACGAAGAUUGAACAAGUUUCUGCUUGCAAUCAAUUGUUGCCUGACGCAUUACAACAGUGGCAUGAGUCGUCGAAGUGGUUGGAAAAAAAUCAAUCGGCUAUUAAUAGUAAAUUGGUUGAAGUUCAAACGCAACUGGAUAAUAUCGAAAAAGAGCUCAUACAAAUGAAGGAAAGUAUUCAUAAAAAGGAUAUAGAAUCGGAGAAAGACAAUUUGCUGGUAUUGCAAACCAAUGUUGCCACAUUUGGUGCCAAAAUUCAAGAUUUAACUGUUGGCAUGGACGAACUAAAAGAACGAUUACGUGAGGUGCAGAAAAAUGCCAAUCAAAAUAAAGAAAAUUUAACUCAAUUGAUUACGAAAUUCGAUGUGAUGACGAAAAAUCAAACGUCUUCGUUGAAUGGAUUGAACAACGACCUGAAUACGACGAAUAUGCUGAAGAACAUGAGCCAGUUCUUUACUUAUGAAAUUAAAAAUUUAUCACUUCAGUUAAGCACAGUUAACAACACCCUAAGCCAAAAAGCUAGUGGAUUGGAAGAAGAUUUUCGCUCACAGAAGCCGAAAUUUGAUGCAUUGAUCGAAAACUUUGCCAACAUGUCGUCUCACGUAACAUCAAUCGAAAAUGAUUGGACAAAGUACAAGCAAACAGCUCUCGAUUUCGAAGAGAAUUCGAUGAAAAUGAAUGCUGAAAUAAUUUAUCUGAAGAACAAUACCGAUCGAAUAGCAACAUCGGUCAACGACAUGCAGGCAGAAACCAGACGACGACAAAAUUUAGCUAGAGUGAGUAAGGAAAUGCAGGAAAAUGUUUUUCAGCAGAUGAAGAACAACCACUCGAUCCUGCCGCCAAUCAGACAAGAGCUAAAUAGCACAACAACGGCCAAAGUAACCACAACUGAAACUCCAUUCAUUCCGAUAGUGAAUGCUACCAAUCUGUCCAUAUUAUUAAAUGCAUCUGCUGUCGAUGCAAACAGCACCGAUUCAAUUAUGUUAAAAGAUUUAAAUGUAAGUAAGCCGAAACUAUUGAAACUAAAGUGAAGAUAUUCUUAACACGUAAGAUACGAACAGUUUGUUGAAUUAAUUAAACACUAAAAUGGGAAAAACAGAAACAAAAGUAAAAUUACGAAGAGCUUUAAGUGAUUUUUUGAAAAAACGAAUUUUAAUAACCAAAGAAACUAAACAAAA
Molecule: messenger RNA, 2167 nt
Organism: Bradysia coprophila
Lineage: Eukaryota; Metazoa; Arthropoda; Insecta; Diptera; Sciaridae
Source: RefSeq, a predicted model, not a curated record